AUGAACGAUAUUAAAAAUUCUUUUGCAUUUAUUUCAAUAUUUGCAUUCCUUUUUACUCUCGCUUCUGCAUCUCAUGAUACUAGUGGUAGCCAUUCAUAGCAUCCUGAUGUUAUAAACUAUUAAGAUUUUACUUUGUAAUUUGUAGAUGACUUUAAUCAAACUGAAAUAAAUACUAAGUAUUGGAAAGUUGGUGAUAAUUUACUUAGAACUCCUACACAAUUUUAAAUUUAUACUAAAGAAAAUGUGAAAAUAAAAGAAGGUUAAUUGGUUUUAAGUGCACAAUAUAAACCCACGAAGUUUGAGGAAAAAAUAUAUGAUUAUUCAGGAGGUUAUUUGGAAACUAAAGGAAGUUAAGGUUUUAAAUUUAAAUAUGGCUACGCUGAAGCAAGAAUUAAAUUACCUUAAUUACAAUUCAAGGAUUCAUCUUUUCCAGCAUUCUGGGCUCUUCCUGCUGACAACUCAAGAUGGCCUUAUUCAGUAGAAAUAGAUAUAAUGGAAUAUUGCAAUGUUUGUAGUGGUAAUGAUACAAAUGAUUAUAUCUUUAGCACAAAUAUUUAUGGUAAUAGGACAUAAUAUGGAGAUUGUAGAAUUUGGUAUAGAUCUCCAAUGAAACAAUUUAAAUUCACUGAUUAUCACCUUUAUGGAAUGCUUUGGACUUAAAAUGAAAUGACCUUUUAUAUUGAUAACGUAGCUUAUUUUAGCUAUAUUAUUAAUGAUCCUUCAAACAACAAAAGUGUAGGUUGUCCUAUAGUUAUUCCUGAUAGAGAAUUCUACUUGAUUUUAGAUUUUGCAGUCAUAAAGAAUAAUGCAAAACCUGAACAUUACAAUUAACCUAAAGAAAUGUAUGUUGAUUAUGUUAAAGUUUAUUCUCUUAAUAAAAAAUGA
Molecule: messenger RNA, 885 nt
Organism: Tetrahymena thermophila SB210
Lineage: Eukaryota; Ciliophora; Oligohymenophorea; Hymenostomatida; Tetrahymenidae
Product: glycosyl hydrolase family 16 laminarinase
Exons: 1
Biological process (GO): carbohydrate metabolic process
Molecular function (GO): hydrolase activity, hydrolyzing O-glycosyl compounds
Source: RefSeq, a predicted model, not a curated record